Molecule: messenger RNA, 780 nt
Organism: Contarinia nasturtii (swede midge)
Lineage: Eukaryota; Metazoa; Arthropoda; Insecta; Diptera; Cecidomyiidae
Exons: 3
Coding region: 1-462 (153 amino acids)
Source: RefSeq, a predicted model, not a curated record
AUGUUUAUAAAAAUCCUGUUCUGGGCAGUUGAAUGUAGGAGAAGAGAAAAUCAAUCGUUUGCCGAAAGUCAAGAGCAAUUAUGUGGUGAUGAUUACGAUACGGAUACAUCGAAACGUCCAAUCACUUAUACAUUGAUCCAGAUUUGGGGCUUCUUUGAAACAUUAAUUCUAGUUGUUUUAUUAAUAACAAAAACAAAAGAUAUUGGUGACAACUUUUUAGAUGGAUUUUGUUCACACUCGUUUUGUGAUCGGAUCGUUUUUAAGGCGAUCGUUUUAAAAAUUGUCUCCUCAAUCCUUUUGACACUGGGAUCAAUACACGAAAUCACUGUCUUAAUGCUACCAUGGUUUGUAAUCAAUGUGUUCGGUAUAUAUCCGUUGUGGGAAGUAGUUUUGUCAUCAUAUGUGACAUUUGGGGAAUUUAGAUCACUCCUUUUGGAUAAUAUCGAUAAAUGGACGAAUUAGACAUCUUGAAGUAUCAUUCAUUUGUAAGUUCAGUAUCUUCAUCUCGCAUGCGAAUAAAAAUACUUAGGCGCUGUUUUAAUCGUGACCACUUUAAGCAUCAUUCAUCAAAGCAACUACAAAAAAAAUGGUAUCUCCAUCGUAGUUACUGCAACAGCUGAUACAAUUAAAUGACUCAUUGCCUUUGUAAAACGAAUACUGUAAUCAUAGUCAUUUAAAUGACGCAUAAUUUCUUCAGUAUUCCUAUUCAAUUUAGUGUGUUCGCAACAUUCAUCUCGUACUAUUGUUUAAAUGUCAAUUGUUUUUUUUUUAUUUCUAUUA